ACCCAGCAUGUCUUCCACUAACCAAAGACCGAUUGUCUUCAUGGACAUCAACAUUGGUGAAACGCCUGCGGGGCGAAUCAAAAUGGAGCUCUUCAACGACAUCGUGCCCAAGACCGCAGAGAACUUCCGACAACUAUGCACUGGGGAACACAGAGUGAACGCACGGCCACAAGGAUACAAGAAUGCCACCUUCCAUCGCGUUCCAAACUUCAUGUGCCAAGGUGGCGACUUCAUCAAGGGUGACGGAACUGGAUCUUUCUCCAUCUAUGGUGAUAAAUUCGCGGACGAGAACUUCGAAGUGAAGCACACUGGCCCGGGUUUGUUGUCGAUGGCCAACUCUGGCCCGAACACGAAUGGCUGCCAGUUCUUUAUCACCACCGCGCCCUGCGACUUCCUCGACGGCAAGCACGUCGUCUUCGGCAAAGUCAUCGAUGGGAUGCUUACUCUGCGCAAGAUUGAAAACGUCCCCACCGGACAAAACAAUCGCCCUAAGUUGGUGGUCAAGAUCACGGAGUGCGGGGAGAUGUAGAACAGUCGAACCUGCUUUUGACAGAGAAAUACCGACGAACACAAGGGCAUGCCGACAAGACCGGUCCGUCGAGGAUAUGUACGGAUGUUGUAAGACGUUUACGCCGCUCUGCACGAAUUUCUCGAGCCGUACACGUCCUCGUUGAGCUCCGCCGAGUACAGCACGUACGUCCGUUACA
Messenger RNA from Schizophyllum commune H4-8, 707 nucleotides. RefSeq lists its product as uncharacterized. The record is from RefSeq and is a predicted model, not a curated record. The transcript is spliced from 9 exons. Bases 8 to 529 code for a protein of 173 amino acids. Gene Ontology annotation, molecular function: peptidyl-prolyl cis-trans isomerase activity. Gene Ontology annotation, cellular component: intracellular membrane-bounded organelle. NCBI's taxonomy places the organism in Eukaryota, Fungi, Basidiomycota, Agaricomycetes, Agaricales, Schizophyllaceae. Gene Ontology annotation, biological process: protein peptidyl-prolyl isomerization.